Messenger RNA from Ceraceosorus bombacis, 1561 nucleotides. Lineage: Eukaryota; Fungi; Basidiomycota; Exobasidiomycetes; Ceraceosorales; Ceraceosoraceae. The record is from the annotation of a GenBank genome assembly.
AUGGCCAGCGCCGAAAUCCCAUCCGAGCUCAAGCAGCGCUUCGAAGCUGCGGGACAAGACCACGUCUUCGCCUUCUGGUCCAAGCUUGAUGCAGAGGAGCGAAGCAAGUUUCAAGCGCAGCUCGAAGCUUUGGAUGUCAAGCGCGUGAAUGCAGUUUACAAGAAGGCUUUGGAAGGGGAAGCGGAAGCUGCGGCGCUGGCUCAACAGCGCCUUUCACUCGCUGCUCCGCCCGCCAGCAGCACUUUCUCAGCUGCAGGAUCUGGUUCGGGUGCUUCAGAGGCGAGCAAGUACCGCAAGCGUGGACUCGAGGCUAUCGCGGCGCGUCAAGUUGGCGUUCUUCUGCUGGCUGGCGGUCAAGGUACGAGACUUGGAAGCUCGGCACCAAAGGGAUGCUACAACAUCGGCUUGCCAUCAGGCAAAAGCCUCUUUCAGCUUCAAGCAGAGAGGAUCCGAAAGCUGGAAGAGCUCGCUGGGAAGGAGGCGAGGAUUCCGUGGUUCAUCAUGACCAGCGGUCCGACGCGCCAGCCUACCAUCGACUUUUUCCAGCAGAACGAGUACUUUGGCUUAAAGGCAGAAGACGUCAUCUUCUUCGAACAGGGUGAGUGCUGUAGAACAACAUGUGGUGGUGGUCGUGCUCCCCGUGACCUAGCCCGCUGACUGCUCUGCCUGAUCUCUGCGCCGACUAGGUACACUGCCAUGCCUGACGAUGGAAGGGAAGGUCAUGCUGGCUAGUCCUUCAGAGAUUGCAACAGCACCCGACGGUAAUGGUGGCAUCUACACUGCACUUCGAGCUCCACUGAAAGGCGCUGGUGGGGCUGCGGAUGGAGAAACAGUGAUUAGCACGCUUCAAUCGCGGGGCGUGAAGUACCUGCACGCAUUCGGUGUGGAUAAUUGCCUCGUCAAGGUGGGCGACCCUACCUUUGUGGGUCUGUGCAUCGAGCGAGGCGUCUGUGCGGGCGUCAAGACAGUGGUCAAGACGGAUCCAGCAGAAAGCGUCGGUGUUGUAGCCCAGCGCAACGGCAAGUGGGGCGUCAUCGAGUACAGCGAAAUCCCAAAGGAGCUGUCAGAAGCGCGCGAUGAGGAUGGCCAAUUGAGUUUCAGAGCUGCAAACAUUGUCAAUCACUUUUACACCACCGAAUUUUUGGCCAGAGAGGUUCCAGCCUUCGAGUCGGAGAUGGCUUUCCACAUUGCGCGCAAGAAGAUCCCGACGAUCGAUCUUGCGAGCGGAGAAGCUGUCAAGCCGAGCAAGCCAAACGGGAUGAAGUUGGAAUUGUUCAUCUUUGACGUUUUUCCCUUCAUCAAGGAUCUCGCCGUCCACGAAGUCGCCAGAAGGUCCGAAUUUUCGCCGCUGAAGAACGCGCCCAACACUGGCGUGGACGACCCACAGACAAGUCGAAGAGAUUUGCUGGCGGAACAGAGGCGAUGGUUGGAAAGCAGCGGGGCAAAGAUCAAUGACGCAGCUGAUAUCGAGAUCAGCCCUCUGGUCAGCUACGAAGGGGAAGGUUUAGAGAGCGUCAAUGGCAAAAUUUUGGACAAGAGCGCCAUCAUCGACCACAUUUGA